ACACAAUUUUGGACAAUUCGCUUCCUUUCAGCGUGAGAACUAUUUUGCACUUUUCUGCAAUAAGGCUUUUUUACUAUCCAGGAUGCAAAUAUGCGGUGUGAACCGACGCGUGUGACAGAAAUUCGUGUUUACGCUCUGCUUGGUGGUUCGGUUACGCAUCGUGCACAGCCGAGUACUAAAACGGAGCUGUAAUGUCGGCAAGUAGGACCAGCUAUGAGCACGUUUAUAUAAAACCACAUGCAAAGGUGAACACAACGUCUGGUUUAACAAUAAAAAAGUACGUACACUCUCAUUAAGAAGUCUUGCAUCUGAUCUGGGUUAGCUAGAGAGAUAGCACUUUGCCACCAUAUUUACAAGCAGGGUAUCACGGCCUUUGCACAACUGCUCGGAGACUUGGCAAGCAGAUUGGCCGGCAGCCUAAGAAAAUCACCAUUUACUCCGUCUUCAAGUCUCGCAUUAACUGAAAAAUACUUUCUUUAGAGCUGUAUGUUGCACAUAAUGAUGGACCAAAUGCUUCCAGAUUAUCCAGAGGAAUGUCGCAUGGGACACGAUGCACGUGGAAUGACUAUGGUGGAUUAUGGGUACGGUGAUACAGCUCCCCAGGGAUACGAGCUUGGAGGAAUGCCUUUACAUCCAAUGAAGCAUGAACAUUUCAAAUUGGACGACAGCCCGGUCAGUUUUAUGAUGAACAAGCUUUCUCCCGAGGAGGAGGAAAGAAGGCGAGUGAGAAGAGAAAGAAACAAAGUUGCGGCAUCAAAAUGCAGGAACAAGAGAAAGGAACACAUAAAACAUUUGAUGAAGGAAUCAGAGGAACUUGAAAACAGAAACAGUAGUUUACAGAACGAAAUAAACACACUACAGUCUGAAAUUAAACAGCUCGAGAGCAUGCUGGACUCGCAUCGAUGCAGCAUGUCAUGCAAAGUUUCAAACUGACUUAAAGGACCUGACCAGACUAACUUCACAACACUAUGACGUAGAGAUGCCCAUAAUACAGUUGGGUGACUGCAGAAUGUUUAAAGCAGUUGCGAUUAAAACCUUAUAAAACAGGUUAUAAGGGCGUCAAGAAAUGUGUGCGAUUUUGCCUACCCACGUUUAAGACAGCCAAAUGACAAUUCCAACCCACCGGAAAAGACAUAGUCUUCAGACCCUAGUGCCUUGUUUGGAAUCUUGACAUAUUGCAAGAAAAUUAUCCUACGCACUUUAGGGACUACAUACAAAGCGACACAACCCAACAGUAAUGGACAAUCGUAAAAAAUAACGCCAAUUUUAGUUCCUGGCAAAACUUUGUACGGCUAACGUCUUACUUUUUUAGACUUCAAGAUAAAAAUAAAACUGUUUAUUAAUAACUGACUUGCUCCUUAUUUGAUCCGGUUGCAUGAAUUAUUUCACAGUCUCCAUUAAAAUUUAAACAAUAAGUACACCAGGUUUUUAUAUUUGAAAAGGAAUGGAUUAAAAUUGUUUUCGUCGACAGCUAAGGAGGCCAGCGGACCUUGGUCCUUACUAGCUUACUUUGGCUAUUUGGUUUCUUUUCAUUCAGUCAGUGUUAGCUACCUUUUAUUCCUUUAUAUUCGUUCAUCUCCCUCUCCCCCCAUUCAAAAGCGAUUUUUGUCGGCCUAAAUUUGCCAAUUCCACUACCGAAAUGAAUAUGUUAAAAAGCUAUAUUUUUGGUCACCGGUUUUUUGGGCCAAGGAUUUCAUGAGAUCCCGUGUGCUAUAUGAAAAAUUGCAUUUAGGUAACUUGGUACCUUUAUUGUGUUUAGAAACCAUAUUAAAAACACACAUACAAAAUCAUAAUUUUUUCUUAGAAUUUUCGCCUCCUCAGUAGGAGUUAUCAAGUCUUAUGUUUUUUAUUAUGAUUUCUAAAUGCAAUAAAGGUACCAGGUUGCCUUAAUAUAAUUUAAAAAAUGUGGUCACCACGUUAUAUCUGUCGUUAAUACAUACUUGCAAGUUCAUUUUUUCAUCACAACAUAAGCAAUAUAUCCUCAGUUACGUUUGAAUUAUUGCAAAGCCAAAUAUCCCCCAUUUGCUAGCGGCUCGACUGUCUUGUUUUACUACCAACCUUCUCCUACUGCUACUAACAGAUUAUGCCAUUCGACAGAAGAAACCACAUCUCUAUCACAACAAAGCACAACUCAAGAACAUAACGUAAAGCAAACAUAAUACAAAGUUACACCACUUAACAUUAUAUAACAUUAAACUGCAUGGUGCAGCAUAUUAUAUAACGUAACACAAGAAAACAUUUCUGAUGCUAAGGGAAAUAAGUGAACAAUUUCUAGAUUAAACCGUAAGUAGACAGUAACAAUAAUAAUAGUAUCAAUUCCACAUCUAUAUUUCAGUACAGAUAUGCUGUUCACCAUUCGUGCUUAAGUUUGCUUAUAUCAUCGGAAAGCUAGAUCGAUAUAUUGUUUGCUUCGAACCAAAGACCGAGAUACAACUUUUUGCUUGGGAGGGGGGAGGACAGCCCUGAUAAAUAGGUGUAAAACAGCCAUAUUUUGCAAAACAAAAGUAUUUUACUUAUACCAGUUAGGUUUCUUGGUAUCUCGACCUCCCCGCCCCCCGGUAUCUCGGUCCUUGAUUUGAACAAGGGAGCUUUCUUUCUAUUUUAUAACCCCAUUAUAAACUGAUCAAUCAUUUUUGAGAGCUUUUUGUGUUCGACCAAGCAGAGCCUAGGAGGACAAGGAUGUAACUCCACUUCAGAAUGUCCUUCACAGGAAAGUAACUUAAGCUUGAAAACUCCUCUUCUACUUCUUCUUUAAACUCUUGCCUGCGACUCUCACAAAAAAAUACUUCCAGUUUGAUAUACAAACAGGUAAUUUGAUAACUUUUAAAGCGAUCAAUUCCCCACAGAUGAUUUUAGUAAUAACAUGUUCUUCCAUCUUCUGGAGGAUGAACAUGAGGUAAAUGGUGCAACAUGAGGUAAAUGGGUUCGCCGUAUGCGCUGAACGAAGUUGGUGGUCUAGAGUUCGGAAGUCUUUGCCUUCUGUUUUUAAAUUAUAUCUCUAACUACCCAAGUAGGUACACUCACAAAAAGGUUUUUUGUUCCUCUCUUCUGGCCAAUGUUGUAAAAAGUAAGAAUUAAAUAAACAAAUACAAUCCCCAUUAUGUAUCAUAAGUAAUGUUAGAAAAUCUACAGUGAUAAAUAGCUGCGUUAUUAAAUAGGUACAUUGUCUCUACACUUCAUUAUAAUUGAUUAGCAUAAAUAUAAUUCGACACAAUACAUUCUUAUGAAAUUCCGUACAAACAGCAAUUAUAUAUUAUCUAUGUUUAUAACUAGCAUUCGCUAUCUUGCAUAGAAUAAAUUACUAACACAACAGCGGUAGCUUCACACCACAAAAUAAAAGAACUCGGGAAAAUAUAUUUCUACAUAGCUAAGGGUUUACCAAUAACGCUAGUUCAAGAGCUGUAGAAAAAUUCUUCCUACAAUCAAUAAAGAUUGGGUCAUUCUUAGGCAGCGUGUGCGGGAAUGGACGACGA
Molecule: messenger RNA, 3473 nt
Organism: Rhopilema esculentum
Lineage: Eukaryota; Metazoa; Cnidaria; Scyphozoa; Rhizostomeae; Rhizostomatidae
Product: cyclic AMP-dependent transcription factor ATF-3
Biological process (GO): regulation of transcription by RNA polymerase II
Cellular component (GO): nucleus
Molecular function (GO): DNA-binding transcription factor activity, RNA polymerase II-specific; RNA polymerase II cis-regulatory region sequence-specific DNA binding
Source: RefSeq, a predicted model, not a curated record